AUGGCAGUCAAAACUGGUUCCCUCCUUCCCAUUACUGCUGCAAUCAAGAUGGAUGACGAUGACUAUUCAUCAUCUACGAGUUUGCUUGGUCAGAAGAAGCCAGGAUAUCAUGCCCCUGUGGCAUUGCUUAAUGAUAUACCGCAGUCAACAGAACAGUAUGAUCCAUUUGCUGAGCACCGACCUCCGAAGAUUGCAGACCGGGAAGAUGAAUACAAAAAGCAUAGGCGGACCAUGAUAAUUUCCCCAGAGCGUCUUGAUCCUUUUGCAGAUGGAGGGAAGACCCCUGAUCCUAAAAUGAAUGCUAGGACUUACAUGGAUGUAAUGCGAGAACAGCACUUGACUAAAGAAGAACGAGAAAUUAGGCAACAGCUAGCAGAAAAAGCUAAAGCUGGAGAACUAAAAGUCGUCAAUGGAGCAGCAGCGUCCCAGCCUCCAUCAAAACGAAAACGGCGUUGGGAUCAAACAGCUGAUCAGACUCCUGGUGCCACUCCCAAAAAAUUAUCAAGUUGGGAUCAGGCAGAGAUCUGGCACUGCUAUGGCUACAUGAUUGAGUCGACCACGGUUCCACACAGAACCUGCCAUUUGAUCCAAGGGCCUCUGGCAUUCGCGGCUGCAGCCCUCAGCGCGCGCGCCAUUUUGGAAAGCAACCCGCCACGUCCAGACCCGCCAAGGACCGAAUUAAAAUUGUGUUUUUACUCACUCUUUCUUUUUAAAGACACUCCUGGGCAUGGAAGUGGAUGGGCUGAGACUCCUCGAACGGAUCGAGGUGGAGAUUCUAUUGGUGAAACACCGACUCCUGGAGCCAGUAAAAGAAAAUCACGGUGGGAUGAAACACCAGCUAGUCAGAUGGGUGGAAGCACUCCAGUUCUGACCCCUGGAAAAACACCAAUUGGCACACCAGCCAUGAACAUGGCUACCCCUACUCCAGGUCACAUAAUGAGUAUGACUCCUGAACAGCUUCAGGCUUGGCGAUGGGAAAGAGAAAUUGAUGAGAGAAAUCGCCCACUUUCUGAUGAGGAAUUAGAUGCUAUGUUCCCAGAAGGAUAUAAGGUACUUCCUCCUCCAGCUGGUUAUGUUCCUAUUCGAACUCCAGCUCGAAAACUGACAGCUACUCCAACACCUUUGGGUGGUAUGACUGGUUUCCACAUGCAAACUGAAGAUAGAACUAUGAAAAGUGUUAAUGAUCAGCCGUCUGGAAAUCUUCCAUUUUUAAAGCCUGAUGAUAUUCAGUACUUUGAUAAACUAUUGGUUGAUGUUGAUGAAUCAACACUUAGUCCAGAAGAGCAAAAAGAGAGAAAAAUAAUGAAGUUGCUUUUAAAAAUUAAGAAUGGAACACCACCAAUGAGAAAGGCUGCAUUGCGUCAGAUUACUGAUAAAGCUCGUGAAUUUGGAGCUGGUCCUUUGUUUAAUCAGAUUCUUCCUCUACUGAUGUCUCCUACACUUGAGGAUCAAGAGCGUCAUUUACUUGUGAAAGUUAUUGAUAGGAUACUAUACAAACUUGAUGACUUAGUUCGUCCAUAUGUGCAUAAGAUCCUUGUGGUCAUUGAACCACUAUUGAUUGAUGAAGAUUACUAUGCUAGAGUGGAAGGCCGAGAGAUCAUUUCUAAUUUGGCAAAGGCUGCUGGUCUGGCUACUAUGAUCUCUACCAUGAGACCUGAUAUAGAUAACAUGGAUGAGUAUGUCCGUAACACAACAGCUAGAGCUUUUGCUGUUGUAGCCUCUGCCCUGGGCAUUCCUUCUUUAUUGCCUUUCUUAAAAGCUGUGUGCAAAAGCAAGAAGUCCUGGCAAGCGAGACACACUGGUAUUAAGAUUGUACAACAGAUAGCUAUUCUUAUGGGCUGUGCCAUCUUGCCACAUCUUAGAAGUUUAGUUGAAAUCAUUGAACAUGGUCUUGUGGAUGAGCAGCAGAAAGUUCGGACCAUCAGUGCUUUGGCCAUUGCUGCCUUGGCUGAAGCAGCAACUCCUUAUGGUAUCGAAUCUUUUGAUUCUGUGUUAAAGCCUUUAUGGAAGGGUAUCCGCCAACACAGAGGAAAGGGUUUGGCUGCUUUCUUGAAGGCUAUUGGGUAUCUUAUUCCUCUUAUGGAUGCAGAAUAUGCCAACUACUAUACUAGAGAAGUGAUGUUAAUCCUUAUUCGAGAAUUCCAAUCUCCUGAUGAGGAAAUGAAGAAGAUUGUGCUGAAGGUGGUAAAACAGUGUUGUGGGACAGAUGGUGUAGAAGCAAACUACAUUAAAACAGAGAUUCUUCCUCCCUUUUUUAAACACUUCUGGCAGCACAGGAUGGCUUUGGAUAGAAGAAAUUACCGACAGUUAGUUGAUACUACUGUGGAGUUGGCAAACAAAGUAGGUGCAGCAGAAAUUAUAUCCAGGAUUGUGGAUGAUCUGAAAGAUGAAGCUGAACAGUACAGAAAAAUGGUGAUGGAGACAAUUGAGAAAAUUAUGGGCAACUUGGGAGCAGCAGAUAUUGAUCAUAAACUUGAAGAACAAUUGAUUGAUGGUAUUCUUUAUGCUUUCCAAGAACAGACUACAGAGGACUCAGUAAUGUUGAACGGCUUUGGCACAGUGGUUAAUGCUCUUGGCAAACGAGUCAAACCAUACUUGCCUCAGAUCUGUGGUACAGUUUUGUGGCGUUUAAAUAACAAAUCUGCAAAAGUUAGGCAGCAGGCAGCUGACUUGAUUUCUCGAACUGCUGUUGUCAUGAAGACUUGUCAAGAGGAAAAAUUGAUGGGACACUUGGGUGUUGUGUUGUAUGAGUAUUUGGGUGAAGAGUACCCUGAAGUAUUGGGCAGCAUUCUUGGAGCACUGAAGGCCAUUGUAAAUGUCAUAGGUAUGCAUAAGAUGACUCCACCAAUUAAAGAUCUGCUGCCUAGACUCACCCCCAUCUUAAAGAACAGACAUGAAAAAGUACAAGAGAAUUGUAUUGAUCUUGUUGGGCGUAUUGCUGACAGGGGAGCUGAAUAUGUGUCUGCAAGAGAGUGGAUGAGGAUUUGCUUUGAGCUUUUAGAGCUCUUAAAAGCCCACAAAAAGGCUAUUCGUAGAGCCACAGUCAACACAUUUGGUUAUAUUGCAAAGGCCAUUGGCCCUCAUGAUGUAUUGGCUACACUUCUAAACAACCUCAAAGUUCAAGAAAGGCAGAACAGAGUUUGUACCACUGUAGCAAUAGCUAUUGUUGCGGAAACAUGUUCACCCUUCACAGUACUCCCUGCCUUAAUGAAUGAAUACAGAGUUCCUGAACUGAAUGUUCAAAAUGGAGUGUUAAAGUCACUUUCCUUCUUGUUUGAAUAUAUUGGUGAAAUGGGAAAAGACUACAUUUAUGCUGUAACACCGUUACUUGAAGAUGCUUUAAUGGAUAGAGACCUUGUACACAGACAGACGGCUAGUGCAGUGGUACAGCACAUGUCACUUGGGGUUUAUGGAUUUGGUUGUGAAGAUUCACUGAAUCACUUGUUGAACUAUGUAUGGCCCAAUGUGUUUGAGACAUCUCCUCAUGUAAUUCAGGCAGUUAUGGGAGCCCUAGAGGGUCUGAGAGUUGCUAUUGGACCAUGUAGAAUGUUGCAGUAUUGUUUACAGGGUCUGUUUCACCCAGCCCGGAAAGUCAGAGAUGUAUAUUGGAAAAUUUACAACUCCAUCUACAUUGGUUCCCAGGAUGCUCUCAUAGCACAUUACCCAAGAAUCUACAACGAUGAUAAGAACACCUAUAUUCGUUAUGAACUUGACUAUAUCUUAUAAUUUUAUUGUUUAUUUUGUGUUUAAUGCACAGCUACUUCACACCUUAAACUUGCUUUGAUUUGGUGAUGUAAACUUUUAAACAUUGCAGAUCAGUGUAGAACUGGUCAUAGAGGAAGAGCUAGAAAUCCAGUAGCAUGAUUUUUAAAUAACCUGUCUUUGUUUUUGAUGUUAAGCAGUAAAUGCCAGUAGUGACCAAGAACACAGUGAUUACAUACACUAUACUGGAGGGAUUUCAUUUUUAAUUCAUCUUUAUGAAGAUUUAGAACUCAUUCCUUGUGUUUAAAGGGAAUGUUUAAUUGAGAAAUAAACAUUUGUGUACAAAAUGCUAA
Molecule: messenger RNA, 4055 nt
Organism: Mandrillus leucophaeus (drill)
Lineage: Eukaryota; Metazoa; Chordata; Mammalia; Primates; Cercopithecidae
Gene: SF3B1
Product: splicing factor 3b, subunit 1, 155kDa
Exons: 25
Coding region: 1-3726 (1241 amino acids)
Biological process (GO): spliceosomal complex assembly
Cellular component (GO): U2-type prespliceosome; U12-type spliceosomal complex; catalytic step 2 spliceosome
Molecular function (GO): mRNA binding
Source: RefSeq, a predicted model, not a curated record